Anopheles darlingi is the source of this 1274-nucleotide messenger RNA. RefSeq names its product 28S ribosomal protein S11, mitochondrial (gene mRpS11). The transcript is spliced from 4 exons. Lineage: Eukaryota; Metazoa; Arthropoda; Insecta; Diptera; Culicidae. Gene Ontology annotation, molecular function: structural constituent of ribosome; mRNA 5'-UTR binding; small ribosomal subunit rRNA binding. Bases 611 to 1213 code for a protein of 200 amino acids. Gene Ontology annotation, cellular component: ribosome; mitochondrial small ribosomal subunit. Gene Ontology annotation, biological process: maturation of SSU-rRNA from tricistronic rRNA transcript (SSU-rRNA, 5.8S rRNA, LSU-rRNA); ribosomal small subunit assembly; translation. The record is from RefSeq and is a predicted model, not a curated record.
UUGGCUUUAAGGUUAUUAGCUCGAGCUCGCUGUAGAGAGGGAAUAUUUUAACCUUUUUUAAACUUUGUUCUUGAAUUUCAUGAUAAAGAUAAAAGUGAUAAGAGCAAAUUAAUAUCAUUUGCAACUCCCGCAGUGGUUCCCGUUGAGAAAAUAGGCCGGGAAAGUGGAAAACUGUGGAAGACUGCAACCAGAUCGAGGAAAGACGAGGCUGAACCGAUAAAAAAGGAUUCUACCUUUUCCCUUUCCUUUUCCUGAGAAGGAUCUUUUUACGAACUACGGAAAGCAAUCAACCCUCAAGAUCACAGAAAUCUGCGGCCGAGAUCCGGGAGUCUCGGAAGGAAACCAUCCGAAACCGCUCCUCAGUCAUCAUCACGACAAGAUCGCCUGCAAUCAAGAUUGUGGAUAACAUUAAUAGCUACCAAAGGAAACGAACAGAUUGCACCUAGUUGAUCUAACCCACAUCUGGAACAUUCGUGCAGAGAAAUAAUAGAGCCGGUCUUUAAGAUAGAAAGGCUAUAUCCUCAUAGUAGCUUGCAACGGCCUAGGAAGCUGGAAUUAUUAACCGUACAGGGAUAAAUUCUCGAAGUGCACGUCCCUACUCUAGCAUAGCAUGACCUUUUUACAACAAUUCUACUUAUUGGCAUCGCGCCGCAGCGCCUUCCUGGCGAACAACGCUGCCCGCGCCUUCCACCGGUCCGAUGCGUUGUGCAAAGUGGAGGACAGAAAGGCGAUGCUUGCAUCGCUUCCCAGCAAAGACGAGGGAACGGUCGGUGAACGAUCCAUCGAUAUUGAUUCCAUGAUCGACAAGAAAGUAAACAUAUUCCCCGACGCCACGACCCCGAGUGCGCUGUUCAAUGGUGUGCCAUUUAAUGAAAUCCCAAUCUGCCACAUCCGUGUUUCACCAAACAAUACGAUAAUCAGCAUUACGGAUGCGAAAGGAGUACCACAGUUUAUCCGCUCGUGCGGGAUCGAAGGAUUUAAGAACACACGAAAAGGCACCAACAUCGCUGCCCAAGCGACAGCCAUCAGCAUCAGCAGUAAGGCGAUCGAGCGCGGCUACAAAACGGUCCGUGUCACCGUUCGCGGCCUUGGUCCGGGACGAAUGUCGGCGAUCAAGGGGCUCGAGAUGGCCGGAUUGAACAUUAUUUCGAUUACCGACACGACACCCGUCUCGUGGAAUCCGCCACGGCCGAGAAAGCAAAGAAAACUGUAAGCUAUAGCAGGGGGUACUUAAACGGGUCCCUAUCAUCCUCGGAGAGUGUCCGCCACAAUGG